AUUUAAUUAACGGCUACAAGAGUAUUUACCAGUGCCCCACAUAUGCAGUGUGGAGUGAUUGCAUUUUGAUUGGCUGUAGUGGUGGUCUGUUAAUCUCGAAUCAUUUAAUAGACCUAAAAUUGCUUUCCACAGCAAGAGCUAGUGAAUAUGUCGGUUUUAUUCUUUUGUUUUGUUUCUUUUUAAUGGAAGAACUUUAAUUUCUCUCAAAUUGGUAAAAUAAUACAAUCUGUUGGAAAAGCAGUGGGGUACAUGAAGUAAUUUGCUUUUUUUUUAUUUUUUAUAAUCACAGACAAUAAAAGAAAAUCUUAGAAGAAUUCCCUCUCCACUAUUCCCACAUCAGCUACUUUUAUUUUUCAUGUUUUAGAAGUCAGCUACUGUUGUUUUUCCCCAGCGCUCUAUAAAGUUUGAGUUGUGUUGUCUCUGGAAUAUGCUAUAAGAUGUUUAUGGUCUAAGCAGUUUCUUAAGCAUGGACGUUUGGGAGCAAUAAAAAUAAGAAGAAAGGAAAAGCCAGAAAAAUAGAAAAGAAAGGAACCAUGAAGAAACAGGCCAACAAAACUGCCUCCUCAGGCAGUUCGGACAAAGACAGUUCAGCUGAGAGCUCGGCCCCUGAGGAAGGUGAAGUGUCAGAUUCUGACAGCAACAGCUCCUCCUCCAGCUCAGAUUCAGACUCUUCCUCAGAAGAUGAGGAGUUCCAUGAUGGCUAUGGAGAGGACCUCAUGGGAGAUGAGGAAGACAGGGCCCGUCUGGAACAGAUGACAGAGAAGGAGAGAGAGCAGGAACUGUUCAACCGCAUAGAGAAGAGGGAGGUGUUGAAGAGAAGAUUUGAAAUCAAGAAAAAACUAAAGACAGCCAAAAAGAAAGAAAAGAAAGAAAAAAAGAAAAAGCAGGAAGAAGAACAGGAAAAGAAAAAGCUAACCCAGAUUCAGGAAUCUCAGGUAACAUCCCACAACAAGGAGCGGCGUUCCAAACGGGAUGAGAAACUAGAUAAGAAAUCUCAAGCCAUGGAGGAGCUGAAAGCAGAACGAGAAAAACGGAAGAACAGAACAGCUGAGCUCCUCGCCAAAAAACAGCCAUUAAAAACCAGUGAGGUGUACUCUGAUGAUGAAGAAGAGGAAGAGGAUGACAAGUCCAGUGAAAAGUCAGACCGCUCAUCCCGAACAUCAUCAUCUGAUGAAGAAGAAGAGAAAGAAGAAAUCCCUCCAAAAUCACAGCCAGUCUCCUUACCUGAAGAAUUAAAUCGGGUUCGGUUAUCACGGCAUAAGCUGGAACGUUGGUGUCACAUGCCCUUCUUUGCAAAAACCGUCACAGGAUGUUUUGUACGAAUUGGCAUUGGAAACCAUAACAGCAAACCAGUUUACCGGGUAGCUGAGAUCACGGGUGUUGUGGAAACUGCCAAAGUUUACCAGCUGGGUGGCACCAGGACGAACAAAGGGCUACAGCUACGGCACGGCAGUGACCAACGAGUGUUCCGCCUAGAGUUUGUCUCAAACCAAGAAUUUACUGAAAGCGAAUUCAUGAAGUGGAAAGAAGCGAUGUUCUCUGCUGGCAUGCAGUUGCCCACUCUAGAUGAAAUCAAUAAGAAGGAAUUUUCUAUUAAAGAAGCUCUUAAUUAUAAAUUCAAUGAUCAGGACAUUGAAGAGAUCGUAAAAGAGAAAGAAAGAUUCAGAAAAGCUCCACCCAACUAUGCUAUGAAGAAGACUCAGCUGCUAAAGGAAAAGGCCAUGGCUGAGGACCUGGGCGAUCAGGACAAGGCCAGACAAAUCCAGGACCAGCUGAAUGAGCUGGAGGAGCGGGCGGAGGCUCUGGACCGCCAGCGGACCAAGAACAUAUCUGCCAUCAGUUACAUCAACCAACGGAACCGGGAGUGGAACAUCGUGGAGUCUGAGAAGGCCCUUGUGGCUGAAAGUCACAACAUGAAAAACCAGCAGAUGGAUCCCUUCACCAGGCGGCAGUGUAAACCUACCAUCGUUUCCAACUCCAGAGACCCAGCUGUUCAAGCUGCCAUCUUGGCCCAGCUGAAUGCAAAGUACGGCUCUGGAGUGUUACCAGAUGCCCCCAAGGAAAUGAGCAAGGGUCAGGGAAAGGAUAAAGAUUUGAAUUCUAAGUCAGCCAGCGACCUCUCAGAAGACCUGUUCAAAGUCCAUGAUUUUGAUGUGAAGAUUGAUUUACAAGUUCCCAGCUCAGAGUCAAAGGCUUUGGCCAUCACCUCCAAGGCUCCGCCAGCCAAGGAUGGGGCUCCCAGGAGAUCUCUGAACUUGGAAGACUACAAGAAACGACGGGGGCUCAUUUGAGCACACCUGGCCCCUGGCCUGCUGCUUCUGGCCCUGCAUGCCCAGCACCGCGGCCCUCCCACCCUUCCUCCUGCCCUGAGUCGCCCUCUUUGGGCUGAAGCAGCAGUAGAACUGGGAAGAGACUCUAAACUGCCAGUCGUCUGUAAUAUAAACCUUUGCUGUAUAGAUCUCCCUGUCUGCACCAUCUCCCACCAACCCCCUGGGCCCACCCGGUGUGGAUCGGGGCUCCUGGGCUCUCUCGGGCUUUAUCCAUGUCUUUAGAUUUGUGUUUGCUUUUUUUUUUUUUUAAACCAGCACAGUCCAUUGGCCACUCUGCACGUGUUCAGUAUUACCAUGGAGCUGGGUUUCUUGCUGGAGCCCUCGGCAACGGCGGCAGCAGCCCUGGGCAGUCUCCUUCCUGGACUGCCUGGGACCCAAGCAUUGAGCAUUGGCGCCUGACCCUGGUGGGGGGAGCGGGACUGGGCACCUGCACUCCUCCUUCCUCUCUCCUCUUCAUCUUUCUCCUCUUCCCACCUCUGGGGGAGGGGUUUUGAAAACCAAUUUAGUUUCCAAAAGUGUACAUUUGGGGGGGAGGGGGUCUGCUUGAGAGAGAGAGUGUGUGUGUAUGUACGUGUGUGGAUUUUUUAUCAUUUUUAAAAAAUGCAGUACUCUUUGUAUCAGUCUGUCUUGGGUCUAUAGCUGUUUCAGAUUUUUUUCAGCUGUACUUGAGCAUCUGAAACUGCAAGAAAGAAACUCAUUAAAUGUGAUUCUUCUUAAUAACCAGGCCUGACUGCUGUAGCUGUGUGACUUCCCCUCCCCGUCCUCAUCAGCUCCCCCACUUGGGAGAAGACUCCCCAGCUUAGCCCCCUGCCUGGAGGCUGUGGCCCGGCAGGCAGGCAGGCAGGCAGGCAGGUGGGAGGGAAGCGCGAGGCUGGUACCAGGGAGGGCAGUGAAGGUGUCUUGCUCGUCCCACGGGCACAGCCAGCGGCUUCGUGGCCGAACAUAGAGUGCGUCUUUUUCCUUCCCAGUGUACCUGUCUCUCCCUAGGGAUUCUGUUCUGCUACGUGAACAAGAAUAAUACUUUGUUUUGUUUUUAAGAGAAAGUGUUCAACAUGAAUGUGGAGAGUAUGAACACAAAGAUUCAGGCUGCAGAUGUUACAGGCGUGUGCAGUUCAUGUGUGUAAACACCUGUCUGUGGUGAGCAUAUAUAUUGUUGUGCAGUUAGGGUGAAGCCGGCAAAAAAGGUGUGUAUGUCUUUAUGAAAUGUUUGAAAAGAGAUAAGCUGACUGCUUGAUAAUCAUUCUCAGGUGUAAAGCUCCAAAUGUAAAUAAAAGUGGCAUUUAACAAAUCUUUUCAGAACAAAAUACAGCUGACUAUAUAUACCAAGAACUAAGCUAAAGAAACAGCUGAGAGCUGCUGAUUCCCACAAAAGGGAGAGAAAUCUAGAAGCUCGGCUUUGUACUUUUUCACCCUACUUUUGUGUAAGGAAGGGGGAUGAUGGGGAAUCACGGAGUUAAGUUGUAUUUGAACUUGGUAACUCUUCCGGGUUUAGUAGAACCUCAGUGUUGCUUUAACUUAGUUUACUUUUUUUUAUUUAAAAGCAGUGAUGGAUGGUUUUAAAGAAAUAUUGUGACUGUAAAAUUGAUAAUGAUAACUGUAACACAGCUGUGUGGUAGCUGUGACACAGUUCGGUUGAGCAAAGGAGCGGUGAUGGACUUAUUAAAAUCAUAUGUACUUGAAAAGUCCAUUGACCAAAAUGAUUGUGUAAAUGUGGAAUGACAGACUGUUAGACAUUGCCUGGACUCCAGCAGAGUUCUGGCAGCUGCUGGGACCUCUCCUAUCAUGAUGAACUUGGACUUUUUUUUUUUUUCUUUCUGGUUUUAAAAGACAUAAAAUUAUAGAAUCCAUAUUAAUUUGCUGGAGUCGUUCUGAUCCAUCGUGUAGAUCUGUAUUUAGUAUCAUUUGGAUUUGGAGACAUGUCAAUUACAUUAUGGCUGUGUAAUAAAAUUUUUAUUAAAACUGCAUCACACUGUAGCCACUUUGCCACUACCUCUCCACACGCAGCUGCUGAAACCUUCAUUCUGAAACGCCAGAGCACACAGCAGGGAGGAAAGCCAACCAAAGACCACGAAAGUUCACUUACCGAGUAGCCUGCCUGGUGAUCGGGAUCAAGACGGAGGACUUGUCUCCAGGCUCAGCUGAGGCAGGGCCUCUGAACCAAGAUCUUGACCAGGUAUAGACAAUGGCUUUGUCCCACCCACUGGGCUUCCGGCUUGUUCCCAGUGUUUCUCGUGCUGGGAAAUUACUGCAGCAGCCCCUCCCUCCUCCCCAUGAGUUUCAGUGUUGAAGGCUGCAGCCCCGAAAGCUGUUUUAUACAUUUUUCAGUUCCUUCCAAGAAGUGAAAAGGCCAGUGUCCACGUGCCUAGUUCAUGAUGUGUCGGUCUGCUCAUCUGUGUUGCUUCUGACAGGUGCAGGGAAAGUCGGCUGCCUGCAACUUCUCUUCCAAAAGAAUGCUUCUGUUUUGUUUCUGUGAAGUCCUGACUUGUCACUCCAACUGUACAGAUUUAUGUAAAUAAACUUUAUGCCCUGUUUUAACAAGGGGAUCAGAUUUAGUCCAAGGAUUGCAUCCUGAGUGGCAGUUCUCAAAGCCAUGUUUUGGAAGUCCAUGAAAACCUCUCUUUUGCUCCUUUCCCGCCUUCCCCCUCUCUCAGAACUAUACCCCCAAAAGUGAAAGUGGCAGUUUUCAACCCUUUAGUAGCCAGGUUCCCCAAAAGCCUCUCUAGUAAGGUAGUUGUCUCAAGCCAGGGCAACCUCCAGCUGGCUUGGUUUACUUCCUAUCUUGAUAAACUAGCUUUGACAGAGGUAAGUAAGCCCCUAGCACACUGCCUAACCUCAGAAUCUAGUCCUUCGAGCUGGCUUAGGCACAUUUCCUUUGCUGUCUUGUUUCGUGCCUGUCGCCGGUGUGAAGGGGGAACCCAGAGGCUAAGUGUAGCUAUGGAGGAAGUAUUGAUAUGCAAGCUGGGGAGAUCUGUAAGGGCUCCCCCACCCCAGUCUCUGAGGUCGUGUCUCAUACCUCACUGUGACCAUAUUU
Messenger RNA from Trichechus manatus latirostris (Florida manatee), 5361 nucleotides. It is a transcript of the gene RTF1, whose product is annotated as RTF1 homolog, Paf1/RNA polymerase II complex component. Lineage: Eukaryota; Metazoa; Chordata; Mammalia; Sirenia; Trichechidae. The transcript is spliced from 17 exons. Gene Ontology annotation, molecular function: DNA binding; RNA polymerase II C-terminal domain phosphoserine binding. Gene Ontology annotation, cellular component: Cdc73/Paf1 complex. The record is from RefSeq and is a predicted model, not a curated record. The coding region runs from base 534 to 2291 and encodes 585 amino acids.